CUGCUGGGCUAGCCGACCCACACACCACAUCCCGUCCACGCCCCUUUUGUAUAAGCCAGACAGCAGAAGCAGGCGAAAGGUGCCAGGGGGAGCAGGUAGCAACCUAACACGCGCAAAAAACAGGGGGCUCCGGCAAAACAAGCCGGCGAAACGGGGCGGUUGGGGAGGCACCGGGCAACGAUAAGUGGGGGAUCAGAUCAGGGCUGGAGUAGUCCCGGCGACCAUCGUACAGAGGCUUUCGCCCGCUGUUGGGUUCGGUGGUACGGUAGUAGUGCGGGCGCGAUGGAGGCAUUAUCGCUGCUGCGGCAAUGUACCAUGGCGAGGAAGACCGUGAGGGAGGAGAAAGACCACUACGUUUUUGGCCACAAGAGGGUGCCCAAGGACACCCCGACCGCCUGGAAGUCACAAGUGCAGAGCGAGUACUACAGCUUAAAGCAGCUGGUAAUCCUGCUGGAGCACGCGGACGCGCCCAUGGUGACGUACAUCGCGGCCUGCACCAGCAAGGGUGUCAAGUGGGUAGCCUCCAUCGAAAAGGCGGACGUGUUGGCCUACCUCAGGGGGCAAACGGACGAUGCCCCUCAGAUCGAUAGGACAGCAGCACCGACGUCGUCGGAGAGGGCUAACAAGCGCUCACACAACGAGCUCCAAAAAGGCAUGACGGAUACCGAGAUGCGAGAGGCAAAGAAGGCGCACGCCCAACGCUUGGAGAACCGAGGAGGGGGGGGGAGUCGCGCGGGGCUGCUGAGCGGACAGGACCCCCUGUUGUCGAGGGGGGAGGGCACGGGAAUCGGCGGGAUAUCUCAGGACAAGCUGCUGGAGCUUCGGGCCAAGCGUCUUUCCCACAAGCGAAACACCAUUGUGUCGUGA
Molecule: messenger RNA, 867 nt
Organism: Ectocarpus sp. CCAP 1310/34
Lineage: Eukaryota; Phaeophyceae; Ectocarpales; Ectocarpaceae
Source: the annotation of a GenBank genome assembly